Stylophora pistillata is the source of this 2779-nucleotide messenger RNA. RefSeq names its product adhesion G protein-coupled receptor D1. Gene Ontology annotation, cellular component: plasma membrane. The record is from RefSeq and is a predicted model, not a curated record. Gene Ontology annotation, molecular function: G protein-coupled receptor activity. Gene Ontology annotation, biological process: cell surface receptor signaling pathway; G protein-coupled receptor signaling pathway. Lineage: Eukaryota; Metazoa; Cnidaria; Anthozoa; Scleractinia; Pocilloporidae.
UGAAGACAAAUUUGAGCUGAGCAAAACGCGGAGAACAGAUAAGGUGUCUCAAUUGGACGAUGGCACUUACGGCUAACAGGUAGAUGUUUUGGCGGUUUUAUGGCUCACGAUGAAUCCCCCUGGGAUCCUCAAGAUAAGGAUGUUCAGCUCCUCUGAGUUUAUUUAAUAAGAAAACUCACUUCCACUUUAACAGCUUUGAUGAACUUGCGGAAUAAUCGAGAGUGGAACAUGGAACAGCUGGGCAAUCACUUAUGACAAGUAAAUAACUUCAAGAACAAAAGAUCAGGAAAGUUUUGGAAAAUAACAUUAUGUACAGCGUGGCUGCAUCUGAUUGGAUAAAACCGGGGGAAUAAGAUAACCAACACAUGCAGAUAUUCGGAGUAGAACUCUCGACUCACCAUGUGGCUAUUGUUUGGGUUUCUCUUCGUUUCAUAUGCAGCAGGCUACAUAGAGGCAAAUGAGUACAGCAUACAUAACGCAAGCACCCUGUGGUCAGGGGCUGUCGAGAACUGCCAGCGGAAUGGUUCAGUAUUGGCUGUACUUGAUUCCCAGCACAAAAUUGAUCAACUGACAAGCAGUUUUCUUUCUCAAGGAAACAAUAGAAAAAAUAAGUAUUGGAUUGGACUUAGGUACAACGGAUCAACGGAACAUUACGUUUGGAGUUCAGGAGUUCUUGCUGACAAAGUUUCAGUAACGAACUCUAUCUGCGGAAAACAUCAGACACCACUUAAUCAGAAAGACUGGUGUUACUUGGUAAAGGAGAGUCCCUCAGUUUGCUUUGAAAAGCGGGAAUGCAACAAGAGCCAUCGGUAUGGUUACAUUUGCCAACCAGUUACUGACAGAGUAUCGCCUACCACUUCAAGUAGUCCAGCUCCAACCGUCCAAAGUGUAGAUCUCAAGGUGGAUCAAAAUCCGCUGUCGAAAUUUUCUUCUGUCAUGAGUUCCCUUAAUCCAAAAGAUCCAUUUUCUUUAAAGCUUGCAACAAAUGCAUUCAAAGGAUUUGCCGAGUCUUUAAAGUCGGAGCACGAUAAAAGAGAGAAAAAAAUAAAUUUGAUUUAUUCCACUCAAAUUGUUGAAGAGUUUGCCUUCAAAUACGGGUCCUUCAACUUGAAUGCAACCAAGAGUGAAGAGAGGACCGAAAACGAACACAUAGUCUUACAGGUAUCCUUGGUGCCAAGGGGUUAUCACCGAAGUUUCACAUUUACUGGAGCAGUGGACUUGGACGAAGUAGCGAGAAUCACGCUUCCUUCUUAUUUAUUUCAAACCAAUGAUACUAUUGCGGUUAAUACUUUGUACCGAGAUCUCCAUGAAUUUCUCGACAACCUAGGCUCCAGGGAAGAUAAAAUUCAUUCCAUGAUCCUAGGAAGUGACGUUGGACCGUCUAAACAGAAAAUUUUCAGGGAGAACGUCACAAUUGUUUUCCGCACGUUGGAGGAAAAGGGAAAAUACAAGAAAUCAAGGCUAGAUUGUGUAUUCUGGCAGUGGAAUUACUCCCUUCCAGCAAAUGGAAGUUGGUCAAACGAUGGUUGUUCACUGGUGGAAUCAAAUGCAACGCACGUGGUUUGCACGUGUAACCAUUUAACAAAUUUCGCUAUUUUAAUGAACAUCGAAAAACACGAGUUUUCAGAGGGACAUAAAGAAGCUCUUUCCUAUAUGACAUACAUAGGAGUUGGUAUUUCAUUGCUUGGCGAGACAGUUACUUUUAUAGCCUACUUGCUAGUACUAUGUUCCAGCCAUGAGCAGCAAAGUCACGUGCAUAUAAACCUGGUUGCCACUUUAGCUGUUGCACAGAGUAUAUUUUUGGCGGGAAUUAACGCUACUCAGAAUCAGGUGUUGUGUAUAACUGUUGCUGCCAUGAUUCAUUACUUCUAUUUGUCUUCCUUCUGUUGGAUGCUAAUAGAAGGUGUUAUGCUGUAUCUACUGAUAAUAGAGGUCUACAAUACUGAGCUCAAAUUGCGUCUCUGUUAUCUGUUUUCACUGGGCUGCCCAGGUCUUAUAGUUGGAGGAACCCUGAUAUUUGCUUCCUUGAACGAGCCAGGUAUAAAUCAGUACAUAACCAAAAAAUGGUGCUGGCUUUCAACAGAAAAUUAUUAUAUAUGGUCGUUUGCAGGACCAGUGGUAGUUAUAAGUUUUGUGAACAUAGUUGUAUUUUGCAUAGUUGUGAAAGAAAUGGUAAACAUGACAAGCAUACAGUCAAAUAAAUUUAGCAGAGUCAAGACAACCGUAAAGGCCUGCAUUGUCUUAUUCCCCCUCUUGGGGGUCACGUGGCUUUUUGGGUUAUUGAGUAUGAUAAAUUCCAGUGUUGCCUCUCAAUACAUCUUCACUUUACUUAAUUCCCUUCAGGGAUUGAUGAUUUUCAUUUUUCAUUGUGCGAGAAAUUCGGAGGUGAAACUGGUAUGGAGCAGCAAGUUAAAAAGGAUGAAAAAACGAGCUUGUCGCUUCAUUAGAAUCAGAAUCCAUUCACAAACCAACACUUGUGGAGAAAACAAUUCAGACAAAAACAAACCUUCUGAAGUAGAACUUGCCAGAAGGAAAAGCAAGAUCGCUCCUGUUGAAGGAUAGGAUGAACAAUCACGAGCGAUCACGUUCACACAAACGUGUCAUCACGUCCGAGGUGAAGCCUCCAGAGGGAGCAACAAAAUUACUUCAGUCAAUCGACAUGAGGAAGUAUCACGAGCUAUCACGUUCACGCAAGCAGUAUAUCACGUCCGAGGAGUUACCUAAAGGAAGGAAGAAUAACUAUAUUUAUUACACGACUGGGGGAGUGAGAGGGCCAAUA